Molecule: messenger RNA, 822 nt
Organism: Plasmodium coatneyi
Lineage: Eukaryota; Apicomplexa; Aconoidasida; Haemosporida; Plasmodiidae
Exons: 2
Coding region: 1-822 (273 amino acids)
Source: RefSeq, a predicted model, not a curated record
AUGAGUAGUGAAAAUGCUGAGAAUAAAUAUAUUUUUUGGUGUACGCGCUCUUCCGUAUAUUUAGCCGCGAUUAUUUUUUUAGUGCUACUAAAUAUAUUUUCAUUUGAUGGAAUGAGCGUUUCGCAGACCCAAAUAUGUAAUCGAUAUUUAAGCAAUUUGUGUAAAAAUAACAAUUAUAAAUAUAAUCAUUCAAAGAGUAAGAAUGGCAAAACGAAUUUAGUUGAUACAGAAGUUGAUUCAAGUUGUGGAACGCAAAAGAAGAACGUGGCAACGCAUUAUAAAACAAAUGAGGAAAAUGAUGCAGCAGUAAAAUCAAGUUCUGUUGAUAUAGCUACAAUGCGCAAAAAAUGUUUUAAAGAGCACAUGCAUUUAACCGAAAAAGGGUUAUAUCAUUUAGUGAAUACAUUGGAAAAGGUCCCAUAUAAGUGCGAGAUGAAUAGUAUAUGGUGGCAACUGCGUUAUAUUGAAGCACGUAAAUUUGAUAAUAUAGAGAAUUAUGUAUCAGAAUAUUUAAAAGUUCUGGGAAAAAAAUAUAAGGCAAAUGAUGAUUUUGUGGAUGAUAAAUUGGAGUAUUGUACUGAAAUUAUAUACAAAAGAAGAAAGCAUCAUGAGGUUUUUUAUAAUAUGCGUUUUUAUGCCCUACUUGAUCGGGAAUCCUUUGAACUGAAAGAAUUUGUAGAUAUCAUCAAUGAGAGCCGGGACUCAAUUAAUAAAUUUAAAGAAGAAUUGGUUGAAACAUGUAAAUCGUUGUUUACUAAAAAGGAGGAAGGAAAAAAUGCUAUAAUUGAAAAAAUUAUAGACUCUUGUUUUGAUAAUUCAUAA